AUGGAUCUUUGCUUGACCAUCAAAGGUGUCUCCUUCCUCUUCCAGACUGGAAUGGGCAUUUUGGGGAACUCUGCUGUCCUUUUGGCCUAUGCCCAUAUUAUCUACUCUGAGCCCAAACUUCUCCCUGUGGACAUGAUACUCUGCCACCUUGUCUUUGCCAACCUUUUACUGCUCCUUACUCGUGGUGUACCCCAAACCAUGACUGUGUUUGGCCUUAGAGACCUUCUAAAUGACGCUAGCUGCAAGGUGGUGAUCUAUGCCUACAGAAUCGGCCGUGCCUUAUCAGUCUGCAUCACUUGUAUGUUGAGUGUGUUCCAAGCUGUAACCAUAGCCCCAGCUGGCCCUUGUCUUUCCAGGUUAAAACUAGCUCUACCCUCUCUUGUACUUCCCACAUUUGCAGGUUUAUGGUUCUUAAACAUGGCUAUUUGCAUUGCUGCUCCAUUUUUCUCUAUGGCACCACGAAACGGCACUGUCCCCGCCUUUACUCUCAAUCUGGGCUUCUGCCAUGUUGAUUUCAGAGACAAUCUAUCCUAUGUUAUAAAUGGCAUAGCAGUAUCUGGGAGGGAUUUUGCCUUUGUUGCACUCAUGUUAGCGUCAAGUGGAUACAUCCUACUUCUCCUCCACCGCCACAGUCGUCAGGUUAGGGGCAUCCGGCGCACUCAAGGUGGGGAAACCAGAGCAGCCAAAACUGUGGUGACUUUGGUAGUACUCUAUGCAGUUUUCUUUGGAAUAGAUAAUGUCAUAUGGAUCUACAUGCUGACUGUGCCACAGGUGUCACCAGUAGUGGCUGAUAUGAGGGUGUUUUUUUCCUCCUGUUAUGCCUCUCUGAGUCCAUACUUUAUUAUUUCAUCAAACAAGAAAGUUAAGACCAAAAUUGUAUGUGCAGCAGAGCAAGAACAACCAUCCGGCAGCACAAAAGAGUCUAGAGAAGUGACAAUUAGUAAAUAA
This is a messenger RNA of Periophthalmus magnuspinnatus, 948 nucleotides long. Its product is annotated as olfactory receptor class A-like protein 1. The coding region runs from base 1 to 948 and encodes 315 amino acids. The transcript has a single exon. Gene Ontology annotation, cellular component: membrane. The record is from RefSeq and is a predicted model, not a curated record. Gene Ontology annotation, biological process: G protein-coupled receptor signaling pathway. Gene Ontology annotation, molecular function: pheromone receptor activity. NCBI's taxonomy places the organism in Eukaryota, Metazoa, Chordata, Actinopteri, Gobiiformes, Gobiidae.